This is a messenger RNA of Suillus subaureus, 642 nucleotides long. RefSeq lists its product as uncharacterized. NCBI's taxonomy places the organism in Eukaryota, Fungi, Basidiomycota, Agaricomycetes, Boletales, Suillaceae. The record is from RefSeq and is a predicted model, not a curated record. Bases 1 to 642 code for a protein of 213 amino acids. The transcript has 3 exons.
AUGAAUACACGUCUGUUACAACGUCAGCACACACUCUCCAUCUCAGCCUUGUUGAUGCCAAAAUCUUCGUCACUCACCCCACCACCCCCAGACUCUCCGACACCAGCACUCCAUCAGCUCCCUCCAGCAAUCCUACUCCUUGCACUUCCAGGGUUUCUGACAGUGCCUGCUCUCGCCUCUGAUGUAGAAUCUUGUGCUUGGACAAGUUUGGCCAAAGUUGGCAUGAGAGUCAUGGAGAGUGGCUUUUGCUUGCAGGAGGGAGGAUGUGACUGGGCUGUCAAGAAAGCACUUAGCAAAGGCCUUCUCAUCAGACAAAAAGUUGGUCUCUUCUUAUUUUUGACAUACACAAUUGACCAUAUCAUUGCAAUUCAGCACCCUUCACUUCGGCCGCUUCACCACCACCUCACACUCCUCCACGCUCAUUUUGCAUUUACCUUCCCUUCCUCUUCCACAUCCCCAAAAUUUGCAUGUGCUAUCCUAAGAUGCCUCAUUGCAUCAUUUGUACCCUCCGAUCCACCAGCCACCGUAUAUAAUGCACACCUAACAUUAAUUGCCCAGAUUACUACACCACCCCCUUCACUCAAUGUUGCUGCUAAUACCACCCCUGCACCACUAGGUGCCCCUGCUCUCAACAAGUACUGA